Messenger RNA from Trichoderma aggressivum f. europaeum, 204 nucleotides. RefSeq lists its product as uncharacterized. The transcript is spliced from 3 exons. NCBI's taxonomy places the organism in Eukaryota, Fungi, Ascomycota, Sordariomycetes, Hypocreales, Hypocreaceae. The coding region runs from base 1 to 204 and encodes 67 amino acids. The record is from RefSeq and is a predicted model, not a curated record.
AUGGGCAACGGCGCCAAGGCACAGCAGAAGCGUGAGCGCAACAACGAGAAGGGCGGAAAGGCUGCCAAAUCGCAGCUCAAAGUGAACGCCCAGGCAAUGGACAUCCAGUGCCAGAUCUGCAAGUCGACAUUCUUGAAGACCACAAAGGCUCCCGCGUACGGCGUUCCUCCCUCACAUGAUAUAUCCAGAUUGGGCCAUGGCUAA